CUGUGAUUACUGACAUCGCCGUCGCGCUGUAUACCGCUCGUAGUCUCAGAGCAUUGCUAGUGGCGUUUAAUUCUUUAGUAAAACGCGAUCGUUCGCCGCUUUUGUCUCCGUUUUGAAUUAUCCAUUUAGAUCGCAUCGAUGUGGAUAACACGUGCAAUAAGUAACCGCGUUAUAUCUUUGAAUUAACAUCGAAUUACGAUAAAAGUAAAAUCGUUCGAUAACAACUGCGCUUAUUACCACGCGCUAUGCGUUGGUUUGUGUUUCCUCGAGGUCACCGCCGGACUUUGACAGACGUUAGUAUGUCACGCAUUAGCGUGAUAUUACUUGUGCUAAGUGUCUGCAGUACUUUUUCUAAGGUAUCAGCAGCAGAUAAUGGCCAUUGUAUUUGGUAUGGAGAAUGUUAUAAAGAUGAAUUUCUGCACAAAAAGAAUUGUCAUUAUAUUGGACCACCUAAGCCACUGGAUAAUGAAGGACAAGAAAUACUUGCUAAAAAUUGUCCUCACUUGAUCAAUGAUUCUGGAAAUGGGAUUAAUACUUGCUGUGAUACAAACCAAUUAAAAACUAUGGAUUCAAAUAUUAAAUUAGCUGCUAAUUUUAUAAGCAGAUGUCCUAGCUGUUUAGAUAAUCUAGUAAAGCAUUUUUGUGAAUUUACAUGUAGUACAAAACAAAGCACCUUUAUUAAUGUUACUGACAUACAGACAAACAAUGGCAUAGAAUAUGUCAAUAAAAUAGAUGUUUUUAUAACAAAUAAGUAUCUGGAAGGUACUUUCAAUUCAUGUAGUAAAGUCUCAGUACCUAGUACUGGACAAUUAGCAAUGGAUCUAAUGUGUGGAGUAUGGGGGGCCAGUAGAUGUACUCCAUUAAAAUGGUUUCAUUACAUGGGUGAUGCAGAAAACAAUGCCUAUGUACCUUUCCAAAUUACAUACAUAAAUACUGAUGAACCAGUUGGUUCAUUUACACCUGUAGAUCCUGUUGUUACUCCUUGCAGCAAGGCAUUAAAUAAAAAUACACCAGCAUGCAGCUGUGUAGACUGUGAAGGUAGCUGUCCUGUGCCUCCACCAGCACCUCCUUUGCCAAAACCCUUCACCAUUAUUGGCUACGAUGGAUAUGCAGUGGUUAUGAUAAUUACUUUCAUAUGUGGUACAGCUCUCUUCAUCCUGUCAAUAGUGUGCUUCAGUAAUAGGAGGAAAAUUGUUGCACGAGGUGAGGAAGUAGGAAGGCAGGUGGGUAGACGUCUAGCUGCAGGGUUACAUCAUCCAGGAGAUGGUGCACGAAUUGCUCUCGCCGCUGACCAGGAGGACAGUCCACUUCAGUCUAAGCGUUCCAGUGUGAUAUCUGCAGAUGAUUUGCCGAGCGGAUUCGACGAAGAACAACCAUCAACUUUCAUCGAAAGAUUGGGCGCCAACACUGAUAAGUUAUUAGCAGAAUUCUUUUGCUGGUGGGGUACAGCCUGUGCUUCACGACCAUGGUUUGUUUUAUUCGUCGGCUUUCUGUUCGUCGUUGGUUUGGGACAUGGGAUAAAAUAUAUUCAUGUCACCACGGACCCUGUUGAAUUAUGGGCUGCCCCACAAUCUCGAUCUCGGGUCGAACGAGAAUAUUUUGAUCAGCACUUUGAACCGUUCUAUAGAAACGAGCAAAUAAUUAUAACAUCAGUAGGGCUACCAAAUAUUGUACACAAUACAUCCAAUGGCCCGAUAACAUUUGGUCCAGUGUUUAAUGAUACUUUUCUGAAGACUAUUUACCAGUUACAAGAAGGAAUUAAACAGAUAGUUACUCCGAAUAAUUAUACUUUAGCAGACAUAUGUUUCGCUCCAUUAACUAGUCCAUUCACUGGACCACCAACAGCUUCGCAAUGUGUUAUUCAAAGUAUCUGGGGAUAUUGGCAAGACAGUAUGGACAAUUUUGAUUCUACAUCAGUAGACGAUGACAAUUUUACAGUGAAUUAUUUGGAUCAUUUCAGAGUUUGUUCGCAGAAUGCGUACAAUCCUGAAUGUCUUGCGCCUUAUGGAGGACCGAUAGAACCUGCGAUCGCGGUUGGCGGAUUUCUGUUACCGGGUCAAGAUCUCCACAAUCCUUCCUAUGAAAAAGCUACUGCAAUAAUAUUAACAGUACUAGUAAAUAACUAUCACAAUAAAUCCAAACUGAGUCCGGCAAUGGAAUGGGAAAAGAGUUAUGUAGAAUUUAUGAAAAAUUGGACCGCGACGAAAAAGCCGGCAUUUAUGGACAUCGCGUUUACCUCGGAACGAUCGAUCGAGGAUGAACUGAACAGAGAAUCUCAGUCAGAUGUUUUAACCAUCCUCGUAUCAUACAUUAUUAUGUUCGCGUACAUCGCGAUUUCCCUCGGUCAAAUUAAGACCUGCAGUAGGUUGUUGAUCGAUUCUAAAAUUACUCUUGGCCUUGGCGGUGUACUCAUAGUAUUGGCCUCUGUUGUUUGCUCCGUCGGACUGUUUGGUUUCGUUGGCAUUCCUGCAACACUCAUUAUUAUUGAAGUCAUACCAUUCCUUGUCCUUGCUGUUGGAGUGGACAAUAUUUUCAUUCUGGUCCAAACUCAUCAGAGAGAAGGUCGUCGUCCAAAUGAAUCAAUACCUGAACAUAUCGGUCGUACCCUUGGCCAAGUUGGACCAAGUAUGUUGCUUACCAGUGUAUCAGAAAGUUGCUGCUUCUUCCUUGGUGGAUUAUCCGAUAUGCCUGCUGUUAGAGCUUUUGCUCUGUACGCCGGUAUGGCAUUAUUGGUAGACUUCGUACUUCAAAUAACGUGUUUCGUUAGUUUAUUGGCCUUGGAUACUGUUCGCCAAGCGAACAAUAAAUUGGAUGUAUGUUGUUUCAUCCGUGGUUCGAAGAAAGAUACUGGAGAGGAAGUAGUGAAUGGAAUUUUAUAUAAAAUUUUCAAAGUUGCUUACGUUCCAUUGUUGUUGAAGAAAGGAACACGCGCAUUUGUUAUGAUAGUGUUCUUCGCUUGGCUUUGCUCGAGCAUCGCAGUUGUUCCACAUAUCGAAAUCGGUUUAGAUCAAGAACUUUCCAUGCCUGAAGACAGUUUUGUCUUGAAAUACUUCAAAUUCUUAAAUAGUUAUUUGUCUAUCGGCCCACCAAUGUAUUUUGUUGUAAAAGAGGGUCUAAAUUAUUCUGACACGAGGCAACAAAAUCUAGUGUGUGGUGGGCAGUAUUGUAACAGCGACUCGGUAUCUACUCAAAUAUUCAUAGCUUCUAAGCAGUCGAACAUGACGUACAUAGCGAAGCCGGCCUCCUCCUGGUUGGACGAUUAUAUCGAUUGGACUCAACUAUCUACUUGUUGUAAAUACUUCGUCUCAAAUAGUUCUUUCUGUCCACACACAGGACCUGCCAAACAGUGUGCCACGUGUAAUAUCUCCACGAAUAAAUUCGGUCGACCAGUACCAAUCGACUUCGACAAAUACGUGUCAUUCUUCUUACAAGAUAAUCCUGACGAUACUUGCGCUAAAGGGGGUCAUGCUGCAUACGGUCACGGCGUUAAUUACCUCACUAAUCCGGCGACAGGACUAUCAAAUGUUGGAGCAUCAUAUUUCUCGUCCUAUCACACUAUUCUGAAGUCGUCCGCCGAUUACUACGAAUCGAUGAGAGCUGCAAGAGCUGUCUCAGCAAAUAUAACUGACAUGAUCAACAGUAACUUGAAGAGUAUCGGUAGCACCUCAACAGUUGAAGUUUUCCCGUACAGUGUGUUUUACGUCUUCUACGAACAGUACUUAACAAUGUGGCCCGACACGUUGUACAGCAUAGGAAUAUCUUUGGUCGCCAUUUUCGUUGUGACGUUCCUCUUGAUGGGCCUGGACAUAUUCUCUUCUGUCGUCGUCGUUAUAACGAUCACGAUGAUCGUUGUCAACAUUGGUGGUUUAAUGUAUUGGUGGCACAUCACCCUAAACGCUGUGUCCCUAGUGAAUCUUGUCAUGGCCGUGGGAAUCGCUGUCGAGUUCUGUAGUCACUUAGUACAUUCCUUCUCGGUGUCGGUGAAACCUACCAGAGUCGAAAGGGUUGCCGAUGCAUUGACAAAUAUGGGAAGCUCUAUUUUCAGUGGUAUCACUCUUACGAAGUUCGGUGGAAUCGUCGUACUCGGAUUUGCUAAGAGUCAAAUCUUUAAGGUGUUCUACUUCAGAAUGUAUUUGGGUAUCGUAUUAUUCGGAGCUGCUCACGGUUUAAUAUUUUUGCCCGUAUUACUCAGUUAUAUUGGCGUGAUGUCGCGCCGAGGGCGUGGAAGAGCCCGUCAAUGUGCCAGCGGGGCUGAACACGAAUUUAGGGGUCAGGUACUGGGGCCUGACACACCUUUGCUCGAAAAUGACAACAAUCAAUUCCCAACCACUUCCUACGCCAGUAUGAACUCCAUAGAUCCAUCAGAUCAUCGAGUAAUUGUUUAGCAUUAAUCAUCCGAAUUAAUUCAUGCAAUUUUGUAUUUAGAGAGACUGAAGAUGAUCUGCUUAAUAUGAUACUUAACUAUUUUUACUAUGAUUAUUCUUUUCAAAAGAACGAAUAGGUUGAAUGCUGGUCUAAAGAAUUAUACAAAUCUGAACUAUGAAGUUCAUACGUGGUAUUUUUCUUUGUAAUUAGGAAGCAAAAAUCUUCAAACAUGAUUAUUAUUAUUCACGUCAUAAGGUUGCAUUACAUUUAAGAUAUUUAAUUGUGAAAGAAUAUUUUUUAAUUUAACAUUACUCUAUUGCUGGAGCUUUAUUAUGUAUUUGCAGUAAGGUGGUGCGAGUAAUCGUACAGCAUAUAAUUUAGUCUUAACGUCACUUAGUUCUCUGAUACCUUUUUCAGUGAAAAAUGCGUAAACGUGCUUCGUGCUUUCACGCUCAUGCAUUUUUUUAUCGCUGGAAAAGUUUCCGAUAUAAAUGUCACAUAAUUAACAGAAAGGGUUUCUUGGCGGUACAAUACGGUUACGAUUUCUAUUUAUAUGGUCAGAAAAAUUGAUUUGUUUUAAAAUUUUUUGUACAACGAGAACGUGAAAUUUUACUCAACAAGAAUAUUAACCGUCCUUAGUCGAGAUAAGACAUUAAAUAAGAACAAAUUUGUAUUUAUGUUGUACAAGAUGUAUAUACACGUAUAAUUUUCAACGUAAGAAUGUUUUCAGUCGAUAAUCCAUGGCAUUAGUAUCGGAAUACGUGUUUCUACCUUGCAUUUUAUUUGUAUCAAUGGCGUAAUAUUCCAGAAUCUGGUUAGUUACAGUAUAAGUACAAUGUUAGCAAUCUUCGAAAGUAGCGUCAUCAUUUUUGUAAACAAUUUUUGUUUUAUUUGUUUUAUGUUAACUGGUAUAUGUGCAACUUAGUUUUACUAAAUACCAGAGUAUUAUCUUUUUAAAAAUUUCCGUUUUGAUAUUGUCUGCUUAUAAACCAGGAAAAAGAUAGAGUCGUUAGCCUAAUUGAAUAAUGUGGACGUGUGAACGCUUAAUUUCCUGCCGCAUGCUUAGUCGCGAUAAAAUAUCUUGCAAGCGACAUUGUAUUUAAUUGUAUUUAAUUACGUUUAAUUUGACCAGUAUUCUUUUUCUGUUUUGUACGAAGUUAAACGGAGAACAGCAAUCGUACGAAUCCUUCGUAUCAAAACUUCUCUGUAGACACGAGUGUUUCAUGUCGCGAAUUCAAAUUCAUACGUUUUAUAAAAUUAUUUGUAUACGAAAAAAGAAUUUUUAUACUGACAAAAAGAGUACGUAAUGCAAAGAACCUCGCUAGUAAAAAUAAUUCUGAAACAGUACAUUUGCAGUUGUUGUUGUGACAUUACGCUGCGCGUACAGGUGAAAACGGAACUCGCAUGUAUUAAUCGAUGUUUGUAAAUCUUGUCAAAUAUCUCGUUACACGAUAUCACGAGUUUAGUAUUUGAGAGACUACAAGUGUGUUCUAUAUGUGUAAAUGGCAGAAAGAAGUACAUUGUGAACGUUAAAUAAAAAUAAGAGGUGAUUAAAUUUGGCGAUUAGUAUGUACAAUUAUGCCCGAGUUUAAUCGUGUUCAACAGAUUACAUAUCACUGCAGCAAUUUCAGUAUUAAAUUCGUAUAAUGAACAGAAUACUACCAAAGAGAUGUCUGAGUAACGUGAGAACGCGUUAACACUUAAUACAAAUAAACUUUUUUCUGUUUAUACAA
Molecule: messenger RNA, 6098 nt
Organism: Megachile rotundata (alfalfa leafcutting bee)
Lineage: Eukaryota; Metazoa; Arthropoda; Insecta; Hymenoptera; Megachilidae
Gene: Npc1a
Product: Niemann-Pick type C-1a
Biological process (GO): cholesterol homeostasis; intestinal cholesterol absorption; sterol transport
Cellular component (GO): plasma membrane
Molecular function (GO): cholesterol binding; lipid carrier activity
Source: RefSeq, a predicted model, not a curated record